AUGGUGCGGCGAGUUGCUAUCAUGGACCGCGCGCUGGCACUCGCAUUGUGGAUUGCCGCCCUUGUCGCCGCACCCUCCGCGAUGGUCGACGCGGUGACCCUCGACCCGACGCAAGCUGCGGUUCUGAAGGACUCGGCGUGGGGGAAGACCUUUGAUGGUUGGACCGACGCCAAUCCUGACUGCAGCACCACUGCCGGCGUCACCUGCGACGGCACUGGGAUGAUAACAAAACUUGAAAUUGCAUACACUCGGGUCUCAGGAAGCAUCCCUUCAAGCAUCAGCGCGCUGAGAAAACUACAAGUCUUACGUCUACCAAGAGCGGAGCUCACAGGUCCCAUCCCUGAUGGGAUUACCCUUCUGACGGACUUGACACACCUAAAUCUUGCCAGCAAUCAAUUGACUGGAUCGAUCCCUGAAGAACUUGGAGCUCUGUCAAAUUUGAGAAUUAUGUUUUUUCCGAAUAAUAAUCUCACUGGGCCUAUCCCUUCUUCAAUCGGCUCCCUUAAAUAUCUGGAUUACCUAAAUUUGUAUAUGAAUCAGCUCAGCGGGUCGAUUCCCAGUACUAUUGGCUUGCUUACAGGCCUGACCACAAUAGAGCUUUCAUAUAACAAGCUCACUGGUUCAAUACCUCCAACAAUCACCAGCCUUACAACCCUUUACAACCUGUUUGUUGCCAACAAUCAGCUCGAUGGCUCCCUUCCCGUCGAAGUCUUUUCAACCCCUUGGUUGUUCUUUCUAUCCCUUGAAGGAAACAAACUCAGUGGUUCGAUUCCCACUCCAGUUGCGCCAUAUGCUCCUCUAAGGGAUCUAUACCUUGGUAACAAUCAGCUCACAGGCUCAAUUCCUGGAAAGCUCAACUUGCUUACAACUUUGCAGUUUAUUAACAUCUCAUCCAACCUGCUCACAGGCAGCAUCCCUGCUGAUUUCAGUGCCCUUGGGAACCUGUGGAAACUUGAUAUUAGUCAAAAUCAAAUCACUGGCUCGAUCCCUGCUGAAUUAAGCACUCUCAGAAACCUGGACGAUCUUAUCCUCUCACACAACCAGCUUACGAACAGCAUCCCUGCUGACUUUACCGCGCUCUUACUGCGGAGAGUGUACCUUGCGGGUAAUCAGCUCACUGGCUCCUUUGAUGCAUUUACAGGCUAUGGUUCUUACGUAAGGGAGAU
Closterium sp. NIES-65 is the source of this 1166-nucleotide messenger RNA. Lineage: Eukaryota; Viridiplantae; Streptophyta; Zygnematophyceae; Desmidiales; Closteriaceae. The record is from the annotation of a GenBank genome assembly.